AUAAAAUUAAAAAAAAAAAAAAAAAGUAUCUAAGAAAUCUUAGGAAAAUAUUUAAAAAACAAAAGUGCAUUUAGUUCAGAGACUUGUUAACAGCAACAAUACAAAAUAUGGGUGGUGUAUUAAGUUAUUUUCGUGGACUACUCGGUUCUAGAGAGAUGCGUAUAUUAAUACUGGGUUUAGAUGGAGCCGGCAAGACAACUAUCCUAUAUCGUUUACAAGUGGGAGAGGUGGUGACCACGAUACCCACUAUUGGCUUUAAUGUAGAACAAGUUACAUAUAAAAAUUUAAAAUUUCAAGUUUGGGAUUUGGGUGGACAAACCAGUAUAAGGCCCUAUUGGCGUUGUUAUUACAGCAAUACAGAUGCCAUUAUUUACGUAGUGGAUUCUGCAGAUCGCGAUAGAAUAGGAAUUUCCAAAGAUGAAUUAUUAUAUAUGCUAAAGGAAGAAGAGCUAGUCGGUGCCGUGUUAGUGGUAUUGGCUAAUAAGCAAGAUAUGGAAGGCUGCAUGACGGUGGCUGAAGUGCAUCAUGCUUUGGGUUUGGAAAAUUUAAAAAAUCGUACUUUUCAAAUAUUUAAAACUUCAGCGACUAAAGGCGAAGGCCUAGACCAGGCCAUGGAUUGGCUUUCUAACACUUUACAAAGUCGCAAAUAGUCUUAUUUACUCUCUUCUCUGUAUAUUAUUAAUUGAAGAACAUAUUGGAGACAAUUUUUCUCCCUUUCCAACGAUGCAAGAAAACUCCUUUAUUUUCCUUGGUAUACUACUUGUAAUUUUAAGUAAUCGCAUAUGCAGUUAGUUUUCUAGGAGCUAUUUCUCUUGUUAAAGAAAUUUACAAAAAAAAAAAAAAAAAAAAAUAUUUAGAUAUCCUCCCUCCUCUUCCUCUUACACCCCAAAAAGCAUUCUGUAUUAAUAGCUCCUUUUAAAAAGCAAAGUACAUGGGAAUAAUACUUAUACAAAAAAUGAAAAUUAUAUAUACUUUGUAAUAUCGUAUUCAAAGUCGAAGAAACAAUAAAUAUCUAGAAAAAGAAGUGAGAAGUAAUUUAUUCAUUUA
Messenger RNA from Glossina fuscipes, 1047 nucleotides. It is a transcript of the gene Arl1, whose product is annotated as ADP-ribosylation factor-like protein 1. The record is from RefSeq and is a predicted model, not a curated record. Lineage: Eukaryota; Metazoa; Arthropoda; Insecta; Diptera; Glossinidae. The coding region runs from base 108 to 650 and encodes 180 amino acids. The transcript has 4 exons. Gene Ontology annotation, cellular component: Golgi apparatus; cytoplasm. Gene Ontology annotation, molecular function: GTPase activity; GTP binding. Gene Ontology annotation, biological process: intracellular protein transport; vesicle-mediated transport.